UGCAGCCUGUGGGGAAUGCUCCUGCACAUCGCCGGGCUGCUCCUUCAUGCUGCCUGCUCUCAGCUGCUACAACUUGGCUCUGCUCUCACUCUCCGCUCUCCAGUGAAGUGGGACUCAGGGCGGCUCUGCCAGUCUCCGGAGCAGGCACUGCCCGGGCAGCAGAGGAUGUGGUUAAACUGAACAUGCAAAGCUACAUAUUUUGUUCGUGAGUUCAGCGCUGAAGGAAGUGCAGAGAAGCCGCGGCAUUAGAGCCAGUUCCCGGAGAGCUCCGUGUCAUCUCCGUGUCACCAGAGAGAGCCCCUGACACUCAGCUCUGCGGAGCCCCAAAACUUUCCCGUGCCCCCUGCUAUGUGACUGCGCCUGCCGGCUGCGAGGAGACCCGGAGCGACACUGCGCCUCAGCACCUGAUACAAUGGGCUGUGGAUUAAAUAAGUUUGAGAAAUUUGACGAGAAAAGACCAGGAAACAUAUAUUCAACGUUGAAGCGACCACAUGUUGAAACCAAGAUAGAUGUGUCUUAUGAGUACCGUUAUGUGGACUUUACGACAAUCGUCCAAGCCCAGUUACCAGGAUCAUCUGCUGUCCGAAUUGCCUCUCUGCGUGAUUUACCUGAAAAGUUACAAGAACUGUACCAGCAAGGCUUCACUGUAGUUGCCAUACAUCCAUUUGUUCUGUACACUGAAGGAAAUGAGAGAAUUCCUCAGGAGGAGAUGUUCCGGGUAGUCCUCAUAAAGAAAACAGAAAGAAACUCAAUUUGUGAACAGAAUACUGAAGAAUAUUGCUUGGAAGUUGAACCUUGUAUGUCUUCUGACCAACAACCAGACCAAAAACUGAUACCAGAUUUGGUAAAAAGGAUUGAGGAUGCUGCCAGCCAAGGAUCAAAGUUUGCCGGAAUAGUACAGGGAUACUACAUUCCAAAGGAACUGCCGUACAGCCUGUCUGAUAGCUUGAGUCAGACAAGCUCGCCAGACUUCACAGCUAUCAAUAAAGCAUGCAGUGAUGCCGAGGACCAUACUUCAGCGGAUAAGAAGUCAGACUGCACUAAUGGAAGCACUUCACCAGCAAAGAGCAGGGGAAAUGCUGAACAGUCCAAAACAGUCGAUGGGCUGGAAGUUAUUGAGCAGCAAAAAGCAAAGUCUUCACCUCUGGAUGAUGUAGAGCAAUUAGAAGAACUCAACUUCAAUGUCUCAAAUGAGGACGUGUUCGUUCCGGAUAAGAUUACGACACAGCCUACGAUGCCGAAUAAUUGCAUUAGUAGAAAGUCCGAGAUUCUGGCUCUUUUUAAUAAACCGAAAACACAACAAAGGUACAGAAAAUAUUACACGGUGAAAAUUCCCAUGAGGAUCACAAAAGACAAAAAUGCCAUCAUUGGCCUGGAAGCCAACUGGUUGGAAUACAUGACUGAUCAUUUCCGAAAAGGAUGCUCCCUAGUGAAUGCUGUCUUUUAUCUUGGAAUGGUAAAUGAUACUUCAUCAGAGUUUACAGAUGGUGUAUUUAUUUUUGAAGACUUUCCAGAGCAAGAUCCAAAGACUGUAAAACGUUAUGAUGCCAUAGUCGUGGAACAGUGGACCAGUAUUGAGGGCUUUGAUGUGCAGGCUGACUAUAUGCCCCUCUUAACAUCCCUGGCAGUGUAUGGAUGGCAACUCACAUGUGUCCUUCCGACGCCUAUUGUAAAAACCAAUAGGGAUGGUAAUGUCACUACCAAGCAAAUUGUGUUCAUGCAGAGACCAACACUGCCGCAUAAGAACAAGAAGAAAGAACCAAAGUUCCACUUGAGAUUUUCCAAAGAUGAGAGACACAGCAAGCACUCGAGGAAAGGGAAAGGAAAAGUUAAUUCCAAAGAUAAGGAGACUGAUCGAAACAAGAAAAAUGAAGAGCAGACAAAAACUGAUGAUACAGUAGACAUACAUGGGAACCACCAGACAGAUGGCAAUAUCUUACAAAAGAGUGAGGGUGUUCAGGAGGAUUUAAUAAGUCAAGAAAAGAAUGAGGUGGUUGAAGAAACCCCAUUAUUGCGUAAUGCAAAUUCUUCUCCACUGUUGGAAGAGUCAUCUGAAGACAUAAAGGAUGAAGAAUCAAGGUGCACAGAUGGAACUAAGAGUAUGGAAGUAGAAUCAGCUGAUAUUGGGAUUGCAAGUGAUGGAAAGCAAGCUGAGAAUGAUGCCAGCGAAGGAGGUGUAGAUACCCCACUGAUGGAAAAUCUCCAGAUUGACAGCAAACAAUAGGACCAGCUGCCCGGUGUAGGACUUACAGAGCACUUUGACACUGAUGAUGUAUAUCCAGAGUAUUAUGCUUCAGUUCUUUCUGUACUAUUACAUUCAGAAGAUUGUUGACCCUAUGGUAGCAAGAAGAGAGAAUUUCCAGUCUUGGUAGCGUAUGAAAACACCUUAGGAGCUUUUUUAACUGCCCACAAUAAAGUCAAAAUAAAGGUCUUUUUGCCAGAUGGUAAAAUUUUAAGAUCAGCAGACAGAGCAGAACAAACCCGUUUGAGGUCAUAUUGGAUACACUGUAAUAAGGGGAACAUCAUGAGAAGGGACACGUUGACCUUAUACACCUUUAUCUAUUGAAUGACAUUUACAUUGCCAAGAUAGAAAUGUACUGUAACUAUGUUGAUAACCAUGAUGGUGAUAGUAUAAUAGAAGCUGGGACUUAUUAUACCAUCCCAAAACAUGACCAUAAGCCCCAGUUAGCUUAAACAGGCAAAGCAAUAUGGAGAAGCCUAAACAUAAAAAAUAAAAAAAAAGAAUGUUUCCCGCUUCAUCACAUUUUAGAUAUAUUUAUAUAGAUGCUUAAAUUAUCUGCACAGGCAAACUUUGAAACUGUUUUGUAUGCAGCAUUUUGCAUAUAGUUGCACUUCAUAUUAUUUUGAUAUAGUUUUGUUUACUGUUUUGUAUAAAGAGAUAUUCUGUAUUGAAAAGAUUUAGCUAUCAGAUAUACCGAUAUGGUAAUUAUUGUUACAUGCAGCCUUACAGCACAUAUUCUGUUUACUGUUCGUGGGCGGACUUUGUUAUAAUUAAAGCUUCAAAUGACAUUUUCCAACAGGCUAAAAUAAUAUAUAGCCUUUUCUUCUGAGUUUAGUUACUGCUUAAUCAUAACGUGAUGAACAAGUAAAAUUCUAAAUGAAAA
Bufo gargarizans (Asiatic toad) is the source of this 3125-nucleotide messenger RNA. It is a transcript of the gene RFTN1, whose product is annotated as raftlin, lipid raft linker 1. NCBI's taxonomy places the organism in Eukaryota, Metazoa, Chordata, Amphibia, Anura, Bufonidae. The coding region runs from base 413 to 2224 and encodes 603 amino acids. The record is from RefSeq and is a predicted model, not a curated record. The transcript is spliced from 10 exons.